AUGCUGAACUACGCUGACUUUGAAUUGACUACUCAAUUGCCCUCGUACGCCAAAUUGCAGGCGUUGUACGACUCCAAGGGUAAGUCGUUUGACGUCUCUGAAGCCUUCAAGGCCGACAGUGAGAGAUACCAAAAGUUAUCCAAAACUUUCACCAAUUAUGACGGGUCAGAAAUUCUCUUUGACUUCUCCAAGAACUUGGUGGACGAUUCCAUCAUGAAGGAAUUGUACCUGUUGGCCCGUGAAGCCGGUGUUGAAAAGUUGAGAGAUGCUAUGUUUGCUGGAGAUCACAUCAACUAUACUGAAGAUAGAGCUGUGUUCCACGUUGCAUUGAGAAACAGAGCCUUGAAGGAAAUGAAGGCUGAUGGUAUCAACACUGCUCCAGAAGUCGAUUCUGUCUUACAACACAUGAAGGAAUUCUCUGAAGAAAUUAGAUCUGGUUCUUGGAAGGGUUACACUGGUAAGGCCAUUACUGACAUUGUUAACAUUGGUAUUGGUGGUUCUGAUUUAGGUCCAGUUAUGGUCACUGAAGCCUUGAAACACUAUGCUCAACCAGGUUUAUUUGUUCAUUUUGUUUCUAACAUUGAUGGUACUCAUUUGGCUGAAACCUUGAGAGGUUUAAACCCAGAAACUACCUUGUUUUUGGUUGCUUCAAAGACUUUCACUACUGCAGAAACUACUACCAAUGCCAAUUCUGCUAAAUCUUGGUUUUUGGAAUCUGCUAAGGAUUCAGCUCAUAUUGCAAAGCAUUUUGCUGCUUUAUCUACUAAUGCUGAUGAAGUUGCCAAAUUCGGUAUCGAUACUAAGAACAUGUUCCCCUUUGAUAAUUGGGUUGGUGGUCGUUAUUCUGUUUGGUCUGCCAUUGGUUUAUCAGUGGCUUUGUAUAUUGGUUUCGAUAACUUUGAAGCCUUCCUUAAAGGUGCUGAAGCUGUUGACAACCAUUUCCUUAGUACUCCAUUAGAAGAAAACAUCCCAGUUCUUGGUGCUCUUUUAUCCGUUUGGUAUAACAACUUCCAUGGUGCUCAAACUCAUUUGGUUGCUCCAUUUGACCAAUACUUGCACCGUUUUGCUGCUUAUUUACAACAAUUGUCUAUGGAAUCAAACGGUAAAUCAGUUACUAGAGGUGAUAAGUUCACCAACUAUCAAACUGGUACCAUUCUUUUCGGUGAACCAUGUACUAAUGCUCAACAUUCUUUCUUCCAAUUAGUUCACCAAGGUACCAAAUUGAUCCCUGCUGAUUUCAUUCUUGCAGCUCAAUCCCAUAACCCAAUCCAGAACAAUUUACACCAAAAGAUGUUGGCUUCUAACUUUUUCGCUCAAGCUGAAGCUUUAAUGGUUGGUAAGAAUGAAGACCAAGUCAAGUCUGAAGGUGCCACUGGUGGUCUUGUUCCUCAUAAGGUUUUCUCUGGUAACAGACCUACCACCUCUAUUUUGGCCCAAAAGAUUACACCAUCCACAUUGGGUGCUUUAAUUGCUUACUAUGAACACCUUACUUUUGUUGAAGGUGCUAUCUGGAAUAUCAAUUCCUUUGACCAAUGGGGUGUUGAAUUGGGUAAGGUUUUAGCUAAGGCCAUUGUUUCUCAAUUGAAUGACAAUGCUCAAGUUGGUAACCAUGAUCCUUCAACCAAUGCUUUAAUUAACCAAUUCAAGAAAUGGUCUUUGUAA
Lizanozyma spartinae is the source of this 1662-nucleotide messenger RNA. It is a transcript of the gene PGI1, whose product is annotated as glucose-6-phosphate isomerase. The record is from RefSeq and is a predicted model, not a curated record. Gene Ontology annotation, molecular function: carbohydrate derivative binding; glucose-6-phosphate isomerase activity; monosaccharide binding. Gene Ontology annotation, cellular component: cytosol. NCBI's taxonomy places the organism in Eukaryota, Fungi, Ascomycota, Pichiomycetes, Serinales, Debaryomycetaceae. Bases 1 to 1662 code for a protein of 553 amino acids. Gene Ontology annotation, biological process: glucose 6-phosphate metabolic process; glycolytic process; gluconeogenesis. The transcript has a single exon.